CCAUCUGGAAAGUACACACUGAGACACUUCCAACAUCUCUCGGUUUCAUUUCUACUUUUCUCUCACCACUCACUUCAUCUACCAACCUUUCCCUUUUCUCGCCGGAACCCUAAUUCGAUCCGCCGGAACUUAAUCCCACCGCUCACUUGCUAAUCUCCGGCGACUUUUCAACCAUUUUUUUUGUAGUAGUAGAUGAUUGGAGAAUAGGUGAGAUCAACCGGAGCUGGAUUUCCUCGCCGAAUGGAGGGAGGUAGCGUUUCUAGACUUUAUUAUUCUGGAAUACACCCAUGGAUUAUGAUGACAAUGAUUUUCAAAGCCAGAAUCUCCAUUUAGCCGGUGAAGGGAGCACCAAAUUUCCUCCAGUAUUAAGGCCAUAUAAUCUUCCCAAGUUUGAUUUUGAUGAAAACCUUCAGGGUCAUUUAAGGUUUGAUAGUUUGGUUGAUACUGAAGUCUUCCUUGGAAUUGAAAGUAACGAAGAUAAUCAGUGGAUUGACGCAUACUCCCGGGUAAGUAGUGGCAUAGAGUUCAAUUCAACUGCAGCUGAAACUUCAUCUAUAUUAAGGCAUAAUAAUGUUUGGUCUGAGGCGACUUCCUCCGAAUCUGUUGAAAUGUUAUUGAAAUCUGUUGGACAGGAGGACUUUAUCCCUCGCGAAGCUGUUAUACAGGAAUCAGAUGCCUGUGAUGAACUUGCAUGCUUAGCCAACCAGAUGGAUCCAAAUCCAAAAUCUGAUGAGAAAAUUGAGUUUAAAGAUAACGUUACCGUUACACAGCCACCUAGUUGUAUUCUUGAAAACUUGUCCGGAUCAAAAGAGGAUGCUGGACAGGAGGAAUUUAUCCAUAGAGAACCUACUAUACAGGAAUCAGAUUCCCGUGAUGAACUUACAUGCUUAGCCAACCAAAUGGAUCCCAAUCCAAAACCUGAUGAGAAAAUUGAGUUUAAAGAUAACUCUACUGAUACACAGUCACCUUGUUGCAUUCAUGAAAACUUGUCUGGGUUAAAAGAGGAUGUAGAAAUGGAGCAGUCUGUGGCUGGAAUUUCUCAAGGCCGUGAAGGAAAAUCAUCCAUAGAUGGAAGUUUAAAUAAUUUGAAACCACCCAAUAUGCAUAGUCAUAGUGACUUACCUGACUCUGGGGUGAUUCUCUUUACUGAUGGUAAAUAUGAUGAUACAAACCAAAGGAAAGUUGGAGUUCCUGCUGACAGUUCUCUUAAUGAAGAAACUAACGAUAACUCAUCUGCUUCUGUGGCGAUGGCUAAUGUGAAUGAAGCUUCUACGGAGGAGAAUAUCCUUUCUACUUGUGAAAUCUUAAAAGUUCAAAAUGUGCAAAAUCAAAUAGUUGGUAUGGGUGACGACGACCAAAAUUCUUUGCAAACACAAACUAGCAAGCAGGAUUUGGAGUCCUCCGUGAACAACAAAGAUUCUAGUGUUGGUACUCAAACUUUAGAUGUAAAUACAGUUGAGGGUGAACCAAAUCAUUCUGAUAAUCCACUUUGUUUAAUACACAUGGAAGAAGCUUUGGAAGAUGAGAGUGCAGUUGAAGGCCUUGCGACUGAGACAAGUACUUUAGAGAAAUCCUCGAACACUGUAUCUGAUGGUAUUUCUAACCUGCAGAAAACAGAAAGUGGAAGUGAAGAUGCACGUUUUAGAGAUUUAUCCCAGGGAAAUGCAAAAAUUGACACAUUAUUAGAUCCUGGGUCGGGUGAUCAUUCUGCACCAAAUACAAGCAUCGUUCCAAAGAUUCCAAUAAAGGAUGAUUCCGGUUCUGAGGGGAAAGAUGCAUAUUUUAGAGAUUUAUCCCUAGGAAAUGAAAAUAAAGAUAAUUUAUUGAUCAAAGGUCUUCUGACGGAUGAUCAGUCUGCACUAAAUACAAGUGACAUACCAAAGAUUGUCAUAAAAGAUGAUUCUAGUUCUGAGGCGCAUAAAGUUGAAGUCAGUAAUUCUGAUUGUGGAACUUUUCCGAAUUAUCAGCUUGAUACGGUUAUGAUUGAGAAGACAUUUGGUGAGAGCAGUGUUUCUAAGAAAAAGGAGUUGGUAAACAUUGGUAACCAGAUGGAUUCAGAGGAUUUGUUAUGCAAGUCAGAGACAUCUAUGUUUGACGUGGUUGACAAAAACACUUCUGUUGUUAGUGAAGGAAAUACUGAUAACAGAGCAAGUUUUUCCAGUUUCAAUACAGUGGUUUCUGCAAAGUCUUGCAUUUUGGUCGAGACAACUCAAGUAUGUGAAAAUAACAAAUCUGACAAGCUAGGUGACCAUAAAACUGUCCUUGACCAAGGGAGUGAAAAGGCUCCUUUUGAUUCGAGCACAAUUCAUUGUGAUGUUGAUCAAUCCCAUCUUUCUGACAAGGGAAUUUGUUCACCAUCUCUUGGUGCAGGUAGCAUGGAAACCCCCACUGUAUCAGUUGAUGUCAUGCCGGUCAGUAUUUCAGUUACAGGUCACCAUGAGCUUAAAAGGAUGAAGUGUGUUGGGUCUGCUUCUGUUGAUGAAAAGGAAGACUUCGAAGCCAAAAUAGUUGAGGAAGCAGGUAGUUCUCUUCCUGGUGGGUCUUCUGAACUGGAAGUUGAUCCUUGUCCUGUUGCUGGAACUGAAAAUAAAAAUAAUUCCGACAAUACUAGACAAAUAUCAUGCGAGACAAACAACAGUUGUCUGGAUAAUCUGGAUACUACUGCUACUGAAAAGAUCGGUGAACCUCAAGAAACACAAACCGGUAAGGUUGAUCACGAGUGCACAAAAGAGGCUAAUGUGGCUGCCGUUCUAUGUGAAUCAAUAGAGAAACAGGAGAAUGAAGUUAAUGCUACUGCUAAUCUGAACCCUCCAGUUUUUGAGCUCAUGAAUAAGGAUGCAACAAACACAUCAUCUUCUGAUCACGAUCACAAGGGGAAUGAUGUAUCUAAAGACAUGGAUGCAACAAACACACCAUCUUCUGAUCACGAUCACAAGGGGAAUGAUGUAUCUAAAGAUGCACGAAGCUUAGCUCCUGAGGUAGAUCUAGUGGCAAAUUUGUCUCAAAAAGAUGUUACAGAUUUGACCCAAAUUGGAGCGAAUGCUGGUGAGAGGGGCCCCUUUCCUGUUAUUGCAGCCAACAAAGAAUCAGUGGCUGUGGCAGAAUCUCUACUGGCUUCUGAAUUAGGUACUCCCAAACCCAAUGUAGCUGGACAUGUACGUCACGGAAGUCCACAAGUACCUGAUGGUGGUUUAGCACGAAGUGUUUCUAAAGGUACACCUGAGCGCAAAACCAGGCGAGCACCUAAUAAGACCGCCGGAAAGGAAUCACCUAGAAAAGCAAGUAAAGGAAAAACUCCGGCAAGACGAUCAGAAAAAGGGGGUAGAUCAACUAGUGCAUCUCUGAGCCCAUCAUCCGGUUUCCAGUUGAUGCAAUCCAAAGAGGCACACCAUUAUUAUGGGAAAAUUGAUUCCAUCAGUACAAAGCCAUUUCCAGAUUUGAACACUUCUACUUCGCCGUCUGUUCGGUUUCAACAGCCUUUUAUGGAUGUUCAGCAAAUACAACUGCGUGCACAGAUAUUUGUCUAUGGAGCUUUGAUUCAAGGAAUAGUACCUGAGGAGGCUCAUAUGCUAUCGGCUUUUGGUGGUCCAGAUGGUGGACGGAACUUUUGGGAGAAAAGCUGGUCUUCCUACUUGGAAAGGCAGCGAGGUCAUAAAUCUCAUCCAAUCAAUCCAGAAACACCACUGCAAGCACGAUCUGGUACUAGAACCCCUGAUUUGGCAGUUAAGCCAAGUGAACGGCAAGGAAAAGGCAUCCCUUCACCUCUUGGCCUAGCCAGUAGCAAGGGUACUCCAACCAUUGUAAACCCUUUUAUUCCCCUGUCAUCUCCCCUUUGGAGUCUACCAACUCCCUCAUGUGAUUCCCUGCAAUCUAGUGCCCAUGCAAGAGGUCCAGCUUUGGAGUAUUCACAAGCACUUGCUUCAUUGCAUCCUAAUCAAACUCCACCACUGAGAAACUUUCUUGGGCAUAAUACAUCUCGGAUGUCCCAAGCCCCCCUUUCUGGACCAUGGAUCGCUUCUUCUACUACUGCCCUCGAUAACAGUUCCUAUAUUUCUGCAUCACCUGUUGCAGAUACAAUCAAAGGAACUUCUCUACCUUCUUCCUCUAGUACAAAGAAUGUCCCACCUGGUCUGCCAGCUUCCAGUGUAGGUUUACAAAGUGUAUUUCUGCCAACUACUCCUCUGUUUAAUACAAACAAUCUGACGGUUUCACAUGCUCAACAUUCUUCUGAUCCUAAGUCCAAGAAAAGGAAAAAGGUUACAACAGAGUUGGAGGAUCUUGGCCAGAAGGCUAUGUAUUUGCAGUCCCACCUGGUAUCAACUCCUGUUGUCAGCAGUCAUAUACCUACUCCCAUCGCCACUGCAACCCCUGUUAUGAAUGUGCCAGUAACUACUGUUGAAAAAUCAGUUGAGUCUGCAUCUCCUCUAUCUCUGAGUGGCUGGAUUGUUCAGAAUAGUCUUAUGUCAGACGAGUCUCUUACAAAAAUUGAGGAGGCAAGGAUAAACGCAGAGGAAGCUUCUGCUCUUUCUGCCGCUGCAGUGAAUCAUAGCAUGGAGAUAUGGAAACAGUUGGAUAAGCAAAAGAAUUCUGGAUUGGCGUCAGAUGUUGAGGCCAAAUUAGCUACUGCAGCAGUUGCAGUUGCAGCAGCUGCUGCUGUUGCAAAGGCAGCAGCUGCAGCUGCCAGUGUUGCGUCAAAUGCUGCACUGCAAGCAAAACUGAUGGCUGAUGAAGCAUUAAUGAUUUCUGGUCACGCGAGUUCUUGCCAAAUUUAUCUUUCUGAGGGUAUGAGUAACAUGGGAAAAGCUACCCCUUUUUCCAUCUUGAAGGGUGCAACUGGAACCAAUAGCUCUAGUUCUAUUAUUGGUGCUGCAAAGGAGGCUUCAAGAAGGAGAGUUGAAGCUGCUUCAUUUGCCAGAAAACGAGCUGAAAAUAUGGAUGCUAUUGUGAAGGCUGCUGAGCUGGCAGCAGAAGCUGUUUCACAGGCUGGAAAGAUUGUUACUAUGGGCGAUCCUUUGCCAUUAAGCGACUUGGUAGAAGCUGGUCCAGAGGGUUGUUGGAAAACUUUCCAAGAGUCUUCUCAGCAAGUAGGGUUAUUGAAAGGCAUGAGCAGAGGUCCAAUGAAUGUUGACAAUGUUGGAGACAGACCGGAGAUCUCUCAAAUCUCUAACAGAGAUAUCUCAUCUGAUGAAACGAGGAAGCAGAUUGCUGCAAGCGAGGAGUCACCCUUUCACAAGGCUCAUAAUGAGAUGUCACUGGACCAUAUGAGAUCAAUUGAUGACAUUUCGUCUAUUAUCAGCAUAAAUGAAAAUAGUUCAAAUGGAUCAAGGGGCCGCAAGGUUUCCAAUUUAGUCAAUCCCAUCGACGUGCUUCCUGAAUCUGGGACUGAAAUACAGGCUUCUUUAACUGAUGGUAAUGGAUCUGAAAAUCUGGAGGAUAACAACAUCAAAGAGGGCUCACAUGUAGAGGUUUUUAAAGAUGGACAGGGAUUUAAUGCAGCAUGGUUCACAGCCAAUAUAUUAAGUUUGAAGGAUGGUAAAGCAUAUGUAUGCUACAACACACUUGUAGCUGAAGAAGGGCCUUUAAAGGAAUGGGUUUCACUUGAAGGCGAGGGAGGCAAACCCCCAAGAAUACGUGCUGCUCGUUCUCUUACCGGUUUUUAUAAUGAAGGGACAAGGAAGAGACAACGAGCAGCUACGGUAGAUUAUUGGUCCGUUGGGGAUAGAGUUGAUGCAUGGAUACAAGAGAGUUGGCAGGAAGGUAUUAUUACAGAUAAGAAGAAAGAUAAAACAUUUGCUGUUCACUUCCCAGCAAGUGGAGAAACCUCAGUUGUUGGAGCUUGGCAUCUCCGUCCAUCCCUUAUUUGGAAUGAUGGGAAAUGGGUCGAGUCUCCUGAGGUGGGAGCAAACAACAGUCUCACCAAUGAGGGAGAUACACCACGGGAAAAACGACCUAAAUUAGGUAGUCAUGCACGAGAAUUAGUAAAAGGAAAAGAUAAGGCUCCAAAAGUCACUGAUGCUGCAGAAUUAGCUAACACCAAUGAACCGAGGUUUUUUAAUUUGACUGAAGAUGAUAAAGUGUUCAAUGUCGGGAAGAACAACAAGAAUGAAAAGAAACCAGACAGUCACAGAUUGGCGAGGUCUGGUCUUCAAAAAGAAGGACCAAGAGUGAUUUUUGGAGUUCCUAAACCGGGGAAGACAAAGAAAUUUAUGGAUGUCAGCAAGCAUUAUGUUGCAGAUGGGACAAGUAGGAUUAAUGAUGGAAAUGAUUCAGUUAGGAAUGCAAAUUCUUUUAUACCUCAUGCUUCAGGAUCACGUGGAUGGAACAGCAGUUCAAUAAAAGAUACUAAAGAAAAACCAGGAGCUGACUUCAAGCCCACUUCUAAGUCGGGAAGACCACAGAACGUUUUGGGUAGAGUGAUUUCAUCAAAACAAAAACCUUUGUCAAACUCUAAUGCCAAUGAUUUGACAAGUCGUACAGAAAGAAUCAAGGAUACUUCAAAUCAUUUCAACAAUGCAUCUCAGCGUGAAAAUCCGAUGGAAAGGGCAUCAAAUUCUGAAUCCACGGGAGCAGGACCAACCUCGUAUUCCUCACGUGCAUCUUCAACUGAUUCUCAUCCCACUAAAAAGCCACCCACAUCAAGAGUAAAUAAAGGAAAAUUUGCACCUGGUGGUGGAAGGUCGGGUAAGGUUGAGGUGGAAAAGGCUUUGAAUGUAAAUAAGGUGAAAUCAACAUCUGAAGAAGUCCUCGAGCCUCGGAGAUCCAAUCGCAAGAUCCAGCCAACAUCAAGACUAUUGGAAGGAAUACAGAGCUCUUUAAUUAUCACAAAGACUCAUUCGGGUCCACAUGAAAAAGGUCACAAAAACCAGAAUCGUAGUACUUCUAGGGGUAAUAACCAUGGUUGAAUGAAGAAUUUGCAAUGGCCACCUUUCAGUUGAAAGACCAACUGCGAUUGGAUGACUCGCAUACUCUGCAUAAAUUUGUAUAUUAUAUGAUAGGGAACAUAGCAAUGGGAAUUCUUGCUUUUUUGGGUUUAGACAGACUAGUUAGUAGCUGUUAAUAUGAUAUCAUUUUCCUGUCUCAUCUUAUGGCACUGUAGGCUGUAUGUGGAAUUUAUCCAUGUUGACUUGUUUAUAGAGAUUUGCUGAUAUAUCAAAAUGGUAACAUAAUACUUCUCUCUAUUCGUAAA
Trifolium pratense (red clover) is the source of this 7186-nucleotide messenger RNA. RefSeq lists its product as uncharacterized. The transcript has 15 exons. NCBI's taxonomy places the organism in Eukaryota, Viridiplantae, Streptophyta, Magnoliopsida, Fabales, Fabaceae. Bases 288 to 6902 code for a protein of 2204 amino acids. The record is from RefSeq and is a predicted model, not a curated record.